AUGUCUGAACCCGAGGGCGACGCCAUUGACUGGCGGUUACUGGACUUACCCGAAGACACGGAUUGGGACCAACUGUACGACCGGUUCACAGCACAUCCCGAAGAGACCACAACUAUCACUGAAACCAUAUAUUAUGACUCGGAGUACACCUAUUACUCGGAACCCAUUCAGAGGGUUAUCGAUAUCAAUGAGUUGAGGGAACGGAUGCAGAGAUUGGACACCGAAAGAGCCCACGGAAAUGAUGACAAGAGUGGCACUGAAGUGAGUGUCGAAUCUGAAGACAAUGUCUCGAAAGCAUCAGAAGAGACACAAACCGAUAAUAACGACGAGAACCUGGAGCUGUCGGUCAUCUAUGAGGGCACCACCACUGCCACCAAAAUAGAUCAUAAGUUUAUUCCCAAAGAAUUCCAUCGCCAACCCCUUAAGGUGAAGAGCAAAGUGUUCGCCGCUUCCAACGGAAUAGUGACCCACAGCUGGAAAUCGGCCGAAAUCGUCAAAAUCGUGAGCUUUUGUAAUGUUUCGGUCACUUUCGAGGAUAAGUCCAUAAUUGGUGGCAAUUUGUUGGCCAACAGUUUGGUUGCUUAUUCCGAGUCAAACAAUUGUAUUCUUCAGUUCGGAGAACGGUUAUACCGUAUUGUGAUUGUGUUUAUAUCUAAAGCCUAUAUUGACGACACCAGUGGUCACCGAGAACUAUAUUCGGGAACCGUUGCAGAGCCGGCGAAGUAUACAAACAAUUUCCGAUUCUUAAUAUUCUUUGAUAAACACGCCUAUCAUUACGUCAAACGAGAGGAUAUUUUUCAUAUCUACGAUCGAGUGUCUGUGGACACCGUAUUCCCAGAUAAAGACAAAAACGUGAACACAGAAGUUAAAGAAUACGCCGACUUCUUAAGGGAUUAUAUCCGCAAUUAUCCCGAGAGACCAAUGGUUAGGCUUCAGAAGGGCGACGAUCGCAUUAAAGUCAGAUUUGAUGGCAAAUGGUAUUUCUUAUAUUUUACUUAUUUUAGGGAAAACGCGAGGGUUUUGGAGAUCGACUCGAGUCUAGCGCUCAUAGAAUUUUAUAAACUUAAUAAACCUUUCGCCGAAUGGAUAUACAGAGGCUCUCGAAGACUAUACGACAUCUACAAAGAGUGUCAAACAUCCAAAUCCAAUGUCAGACAUCACGGCCGGUCCACCACUAGAGUGACAACACGACGAUCCGAUAACCGGCCGCACGUCGAGUGGGAUAAUGACGAGGAGAAGGAGAACAAAGAACAGACGGCGAGCGCCGCCAUCGACGACGACAUACAGAUUGUGCCCAAAGAAGAGGUCAAUCGGAAGCGAAAGUUUAAGCAAACGGCCCGCAAAUCGACCGCUAAAUUCUCGAGCGCUGUGUCCAUCGAUCCCAUGAGACUCAUAGACAACGAGCUCUUUAAUCCGUCAGAAAUAUCUGUCGAGCAGUUCCCGGACUUGACUCGAGUUACGCCAAGAGAUUAUUUAAGCCACAAGUGUUCACCAAAUUGUGUUUUCGCUGAUGUGGAGUCGGAUGGCUUUGUAGACAUAAAUCCAUUUCAUAUCCCGAUUAUUGUCGGUUAUCGGAGAGAGAUUUUGCGGACAAACGAUAAAAGAGUUCGCGUCCUCUACCGCGCGCCCUGUGGUCGACGCCUGAGAAGCAUCGAAGAGGUCUUGAAUUAUCUGUUGAUUACAAAUUCGGUUCUCGACAUCGAUUUGUUCACAUAUUCUCCUGGCUUUGCGUUGUGCCGUAAAUCGAGUGCUCUUAGAGUUUUAUAUCACGUCUCAGACAUUGCCAACGGUUUAGAAAAGCAGCCCAUCUCUUGUGUUAAUACUGUCGAUAAGACAGACUUAGGGACCGUUAUCUAUAAAGCCGAUCGCUUUCCACAUCCGGAUGUCAACUUCAAACCCGAUCCUGAAUUCCUGUCGUGUUGUGACUGUGAGGAUAACUGUAUGAACAGCAGUACCUGUGCCUGUCAACAGCUGACCCUCGAGACCAGUGAUGCCGUCAGAAUGUCGAAGUAUCAAUAUUUCGGUUAUGAACACAAACGCCUCAAUGACUUCAUAAUGACGGGAACAUUUGAAUGCAACCAAAGGUGUCCAUGCAAUCAGCGCUGCCCUAAUCGAGUCGUUCAGAAUGGCAUUAAAUGUCGUUUACAACUGUUUAAGACGUUGAAGAAGGGUUGGGGCGUCCGAGUGCUUCAUGACGUACCCCGAGGGACAUUCCUCUGCACAUACGCGGCGCAGGUUCUCAACGAAGAGGCGGCCGACAAAGAGGGCAAGACUUUUGGUGACGAAUAUUUAGCUGAUUUGGAUUAUAUCGAUGUCUGUGAGACUCAAAAGGAAGGCUAUGAGAGCAGUGUUGAGAUGAGUGAUGACGACAGUCAGGAGUAUGAGGAGGAAUCAGAUGAUGACGACGAAGAUGAUGAUAAGGACUUCACGUGUUACGGGAGCUCCGGCUCUGGAAUCUCUAUCCGAGAAGUGGGUUCAAAGGGACGGAGUACUACUUCUGGAGGUCGGCGUCGAAAUGACGACAAAUCAAAGUUCAAGUACUCAAUCAGAAGCGACUUUUUCAAAGAGGACUUCUGCUAUUCACUCGACGCCAAAAAGAUGGGAAAUAUCGGCCGAUAUCUGAACCACUCGUGCGAUCCCAACUGUUUCGUGCAAAACGUUUUCGUCGAUUCACACGAUUUGCGGUUCCCUUGGGUUUCGUUUUUCGCCAAAAAAGAUAUCAUGGCUUACGAGGAGCUGACCUGGGAUUACAACUACGAGAUCGGGUCCAUUCCGGGCCGUAAGAUGUACUGCUAUUGUGGCGCCAAUCGAUGCAAACGUCGAUUGCUUUAAGACUUUUGAUUUAAGUGAUAAUUAAUUUUCAUUCAAAUUAUUUGAUAAUUAAAUAAUCCAUUUUAUACAUGUAUUAUAAUUCAUUAAAUUUAUAAC
Molecule: messenger RNA, 2928 nt
Organism: Oppiella nova
Lineage: Eukaryota; Metazoa; Arthropoda; Arachnida; Sarcoptiformes; Oppiidae
Source: the annotation of a GenBank genome assembly